AUGGCCGAACCGAUCAGUGCAGCCGAAAGCAAAGCCGCCGAGGAGGCGGGCCAGAAUCUGAAUCCAGAAAUCCAUCGCGUGGCGCGACGAAAACGCAUCACCAUCGACCUGCGAGGAGCGACGAACGGAGAAAGAGAGCCCGUCACAAGGGAAGAGAUCUUCGACCUCAUAAGAGACGUGCGGGACCCGGAGCACGAGGAGGCGACGCUCGAGGAAUUGCGGGUUGCGAGAAUCGAGGACGUGCACGUCGGGGAAUCACCACCGUACGUCGACGUCUUUUUUACGCCGACGAUCCCGCACUGCUCCAUGGCGACGCUGAUCGGUCUCUGUCUGUCCGUGAAACUACUACGAUCAUUGCCAUCAAAAUUCAAGCUGCGCGUGGCCAUCGCGCCGGGCGCGCACGCCUCGGAAGACGAAAUUAACAAGCAGCUGGCGGAUAAAGAAAGGGUCGCGGCCGCGCUCGAGAACCCCCAUUUAUUAAAGGUGGUGAACAAGUGCGUCUCGCAGUCGAGCAAGUUCCCGGAGCCGCUCUGGGCCCACGACGAACUUAUACAAGGGGGGUUGCCCGUCUUGUUGCCGUUCGACCCCUACCGAGCUUUGGAAUGUGAGACUGAUGAGGAGGAUGAGUUAAC
Pelagomonas calceolata is the source of this 632-nucleotide messenger RNA. The record is from the annotation of a GenBank genome assembly. Lineage: Eukaryota; Pelagophyceae; Pelagomonadales; Pelagomonadaceae.